GUACUGUAAAUUGGGCUUCCCGUUUCCGUUCCGCAAUCAGGCGAUUAAUUCGCGAUUUAUUGCAAACAGAUAUGAGUGAAAAAUGGACAAGGUUAUCGCGACCUCCAUAAUGGGUAAAGUUGGUUCCUUUGUGUUGGUGAGUGUGUUAAAAAGUGUAGACUUGAGGGAAGAGAAGAAAGGGAUUAUUAUCUUUAAGAGGUUAUCAACAGCACGCUUUGCUUCCUCAGCUGAACAACCUGACGUUAUUUAGGGGGCUCUGGUUGCGUGAGUUGUGCUCUAAUUCCCCCGUUUCCCAUUUUGGUUUCUUGAGUAAGAGGGAAUCUCUUCUGGUUUUAUCAUCUCCUUCCUCUUUUUUACUUCUUCUCAAGUUCUCCUAAGCUAAAAUUCAUUCGCCUAAAUACCAAAUCACCACCCAGUCCAGGCAAGAAACUGAAAAAAAAAAAAAAAAAAAAAAAGCGGGAAGCCCACUAAGCGUGCCAAAAAAACAAAGCAAAAGCUAGAUAAGAACCCACUUCUUUAUCAUAGCUCUCUCUGUCUGUGUCUUUGCCUUAGAGCUGUGAAAAUACUUUGUUUUUUAUUUUGCCUUCUAUUGGUGGGGUUCCUCUAUAGGGUGUUAUUAUAUUGUGUGUUGGGUUUAAGGAUUUUAAUGGGUUGAGCUUCUCUUGGCUGGAUAGCUACCAUUUUUGGUUUCCCAUCUGUUUUGUGUUUUUGGCUCAGUAACUGAGAUCUUGAGGGUUCUACUUCUAUAACAUAUUCUUAUUUAGAUUUUCCCUUUAGAGGCCGAAGCAAACUUGUUCGUGAUGAUUUGAAGAUGUGGGUCUCCAUAGUUUUGGGCUCUGGUUAAAUUCCUCCAAGGUGUGGCAAGUUUCUAUCUUUUUA
This is a messenger RNA of Rubroshorea leprosula, 879 nucleotides long. Lineage: Eukaryota; Viridiplantae; Streptophyta; Magnoliopsida; Malvales; Dipterocarpaceae. The record is from the annotation of a GenBank genome assembly.